AUGGACAGUCAUUAUUUACAUUACAUUUGUUGUCCACAUCUUUGCUGUUUUCCUUUUCUUUCCUUUGCAUACAUUACAUUUGCUGCCCUUAACUUUACUGCUUUCUUUUUCUUUCCUUUGUGUACAUUACGUUUACUGUCCUCGUCUUUGCUGCUUUACUUUUCCUUCCUUUGUGUACACUUGUUGUCACCAUUAUACUGUUUUCCUUUCCCUUCCUUUGCGUACAUUACAUUUGAUGUCCUCAUCUUUGCUGCUUUCCUUUUCUUUCCAUACAUUACAUUUGUUGUCCUCAUCUUUGCUGCUUUCCUUUUCUUUCCAUACAUUACAUUUGUUGUCCUCAUCUUUGCUGCUUUCCUUUUCUUUCCAUUACAUUUGUUGUCCCCACAUUUUGUUUGUCCUCAUCUUUGCUUUCCUUUUUUUUUUUUUGUUGUCCUUUUUGCCAUACAUUACAUUUGCUGUCCUCAUCUUUGCUGCUUUCCUUUUCUUUCCAUACAUUACAUUUGUUGUCCUCAUCUUUGCUGCUUUCCUUUUCUUUCCAUACAUUACAUUUGUUGUCCUCAUCUUUGCUGCUUUUGUUGUCCCUUUUUUCUUUUUUUCCAUACAUUACAUUUGUUGUCCUCAUCUUUGCUGCUUUCCUUUUCUUUCCAUACAUUACAUUUGUUGUCCUCAUCUUUGCUGCUUUCCUUUUUUUCCAUACAUUACAUUUGUUGUCCUCAUCUUUGCUGCUUUCCUUUUCUUUCCAUACAUUACAUUUGUUGUCCUCAUCUUUGCUGCUUCCUUUUUUCUUUUUUGUUUCCCUAUCUUUGCUGCUUGCUGUCCUCAUCUUUGCUGUCCUUCUUUUUCUUUCCAUACAUUACAUUUGCUGUCCUCAUCUUUGCUGCUUUCCUUUUCUUUCCAUACAUUACAUUUGCUGUCCUCUUUGCUGCUUUCCUUUUCUUUCCAUACAUUACAUUUGCUGUCCUUUUUGCUCUUUUUUCUUUCCAUACAUUACCUCAUUUUGCUGUCCUCAUCUUUUUGCUGCCUUCCUUUUUUUUCCAUCACAUUGUCAUUUUCCAUGUCCUCCAUAUCUUUGCUUUUCCUUUUCUUUCCAUACAUUACAUUUUUGCUUUUCCUUUUCUUUCCAUACAUUACAUUUGUUGUCCUCAUCUUUGCUGCUUUCCUUUUCUUUCCAUACAUUACAUUUGUUGUCCUUUUUCAUCUUUACAUUUGUUGUCCUCAUCUUUCCUUUUUUUCAUUUCCAUUUGUUGUCCAUUUGCUUCUCCUUUUACAUCUUUGUUGUCCUCAUCUUUGCUUUCCUUUUCUUUCCUUUACAUUACAUUUGUUGCCCUCAUUUUGCUGUUUUCCUUUUUUUUCCAUACAUUACAUUUGUUGACCUUAUCUUUGCUGCUUUCCUUUUUUUCUACAUUACAUUUGUUGUCCUUUUUGCUGCUUUCCUUUUCUUUCCAUACAUUACAUUUGUUGUCCUCAUCUUUGCUGCUUUACUUUUCUUUCCAUUCCUUUAUUGUGUUUCCUUUUUUUUCACCUUUGUUGUCCCUAUCUUUGCUGCUUUCCUUUUCCCAUACAUUACAUUUGUUGUCCCUCAUCUUUGCUGCUUUCCUUUUUUCCAUUCCUUUGCGUUUCCUUUUCUUUCCAUACAUUACAUUUGUUGUCCUCAUCUUUGCUGCUUUCCUUUUCUUUCCAUACAUUACAUUUGUUGUCCUCAUCUUUGCUGCUUUCCUUUUCUUUCCAUACAUUACAUUUGCUGUCCUCAUCUUUGCUGCUUUCCUUUUCUUUCCAUACAUUACAUUUGUUGUCCACAUCUUUGCUGCUUUCCUUUACUUUCCUUUGUGUACAUUUGUUGUCCUCAUCUUUACUGUUUUCCUUUUCCUUCCUUUGCUUAUAUUACAUUGCUGUCCUCAUCCUAAUGCUUUGGCCAUUGAAAAUUUAUAA
Messenger RNA from Acanthosepion pharaonis, 1929 nucleotides. NCBI's taxonomy places the organism in Eukaryota, Metazoa, Mollusca, Cephalopoda, Sepiida, Sepiidae. The record is from the annotation of a GenBank genome assembly.